Molecule: messenger RNA, 324 nt
Organism: Enterospora canceri
Lineage: Eukaryota; Fungi; Microsporidia; Enterocytozoonidae
Source: the annotation of a GenBank genome assembly
AUGUCUCGUAAGAAACAACAGAAGAGCGGACUUGCAUCGCAGCUGCCACUUGCAAUCAAGACGGGGAAGUACGUGGUUGGAUUCAACCAGACUCUCAAGUCAAUCAUCCACGAGAAGGCACACUGUGUGAUUCUGGCUGAUAACAUUCCAGAGCACAUGCGUCGAAGAAUAGAGUACUACUGCGUCCUAGCAAACAAUACGCCAAUUGAGUACUUUCCAGGAGACAAUAACGCCCUGAAUCUGCUAGCAGGCGUAAGUAAGAGGUGCUCUGUGAUUUCAGUGCUGGAACAGGGUGAGGCUGAUUUUGCUGAGAAUAAAGCAUAA